Limanda limanda (common dab) is the source of this 2862-nucleotide messenger RNA. It is a transcript of the gene kitb, whose product is annotated as KIT proto-oncogene, receptor tyrosine kinase b. Gene Ontology annotation, biological process: B cell differentiation; Kit signaling pathway; multicellular organism development. The coding region runs from base 1 to 2862 and encodes 953 amino acids. Gene Ontology annotation, cellular component: signaling receptor complex. NCBI's taxonomy places the organism in Eukaryota, Metazoa, Chordata, Actinopteri, Pleuronectiformes, Pleuronectidae. Gene Ontology annotation, molecular function: cytokine binding; transmembrane receptor protein tyrosine kinase activity; ATP binding. The transcript has 21 exons. The record is from RefSeq and is a predicted model, not a curated record.
AUGAGGUGCCACUGGGUUGUUUUUGCCUCACAUCUUCUUUUGCUGCCACUAAAAGUGUGGUGCGAGCCAGUCAUCUCUCCCAGGGGGCCUCACAUAGUGGUUCCCAAGAGGGGGAAGCUGGAGCUGCGUUGCCACGACAACAACACAACUUCUAGCGCCCCACCCAGCUUGAGGUGGCAGUGGGAGAGGUCCCGCAGGCUGGAGGGCGAGGUGGAAGAUGGCGGAGUAGCUUAUGUCAAGGUGCCAUCGGUGCAGGGCUUCCACAUGGGCCGUUAUGUGUGUGUCAACAACAUCACCCUGGAACACAGCUCCAUCUACGUUUACGUGAAAGAUACCCAUAAUGCCUUCCAGCGCACCAUGGUGAACGUCAUCCUGGUGCGUGCAGGUGAGGACUGCACCAUCCCCUGUCUUGUGACCGACCCUGAGGUCACACUCCUGGCGUUGGACACCUGCGAUGGACGACCUCUGCCCCUAGAUAUGAGUUUCCGCAGCAAUCUCCAGCGAGGUGUCAUCAUCAGCAACGUGAGAAAGGAAUAUGAGGGCUGUUACGUUUGUGUGGGACAGCUGCAUGGACUCAAAGUGACGUCUACCCAAUACACUGUGGAUGUACGACUCGUUCCGUUGGUGCCGCCGGUGAUCACGCUGUCCCAGAAAGACACGGUCAUCUUGAGGAAGGGAGAGCAGUUUGCUCUGACCUGCAGCUCCAACAACGUGAACCCAGAGUUCAGCCUCAAGUGGGACUUCCCUUCAUCAGCGCAUCCUAAUGAAUCUCAGGCCUCGCACAUCCUGUCCGGCUCCCGUGGAUAUCAACGCGGCACGACGCUCUUAAUCACAGGCGUCGACCAAUCAGACUCAGGCACCUACCGCUGCUACGCCCACAAUGAGAGAGGCUCCAGUGCUGUAACGCUGCAGCUGGACAUCCGUGAUCAGGGGUUCAUCACCAUGAAAGUAAGUCCAGGUCCGGUGCAGGCGGAUGUGAAAGAGGGGGAGAGCCUGAGCCUCAGAGUAGAAUUAGACGCCUACCCUUCCCCCAGCUCUCUGUCCUGGUCUUACAACGGCAAGCGGCUCCUCAACACCACGGAGCACGUCAUCACCAUCCACCACCGCAAAUACAGAUACAUCAGCGAGCUGAGGCUGGUGAGGGUCCUCGGCUCGGAGGGCGGGAUCUAUAAGUUCUCAGCCAGUCACGAGGAUGCAUCGGUCAAUCAUUCCUUCCACGUAUACGUCAGCAGUAAGCCUGUUAUCAUCGCUCAGGAGGGGCCUGUUGAUGGACAGGUGCGCUGCAUAGCUGCAGGUUACCCAGUGCCCAAAAUCAGCUGGUAUUUCUGUGAGCUGCCCCACACCAGGUGCUCACACCUGCCGAAUGCCACCCAAUCGGAGAUGCCGGAGGUUGCCAUGGUGACAGAGUCCGCGUUUGGUAGGAGCGAGGUCGAGAGCCGAUUGAACGUCAGCAAGGAGCACGCACAUUACCACACCCUGGAGUGUGUGGCGAGUGCGGAGGGGGAAGAGGCCUACACGCUGUUCUCCAUCAGUGAACGCAUCGUCCCCCAUCAACUCUUCACUCCUCUUCUCACCGGCAUGGUGGCGACCGGCAUCUUACUCAGCCUCAUUCUGCUGGUGCUCCUAUAUAAGUACAUGCAGAAACCAAAGUUUCAAAUCCAGUGGAAGGUCAUUGAGAGUAUCCAUGGCAACAAUUACAUAUAUAUUGACCCGACGCAGCUGCCGUACGACUCCAAAUGGGAGUUUCCUCGACAGAAGUUGCGCUUUGGUAAAACCCUGGGCUCUGGGGCCUUUGGAAAGGUGGUGAGGGCCACAGCGUACGGACUCUGCUCCGCGGAUACUGUUACAACUGUCGCUGUUAAGAUGCUCAAACCCAAUGCUCACUCCACGGAGAAGGAAGCGCUGAUGUCAGAGCUGAAGGUCUUGAGUUACCUUGGAAACCACGUGAACAUCGUCAACCUGCUGGGAGCCUGCACUGUCGGAGGCCCAAUUUUGGUGAUAACAGAGUACUGUUGCUAUGGUGACCUCCUCAACUUCCUGCGCAGAAAGCGAGAGUCCUUCCUCAAUUCCCAAGUUGGCGAUGGUUACUAUCGCAACGUCUUAAACCGAACUGAGUCUACAAGCAAGGAGGCGGUUACAGGAUACAUAACGAUGCGUCCCUCUGAGAAAGAACGGUCCUCACAGUCAGAUGAUGUAGAGAUGUCUCUGGACGCUGAAGAUCUCCUCAGCUUCUCCUACCAGGUGGCUAAAGGGAUGCAGUACAUCACUUCCAAGAAUUGUAUUCACAGAGAUCUGGCAGCCAGAAACAUUCUGCUGACUCACGGCAGGGUAGCUAAGAUCUGUGACUUUGGGUUGGCACGAGACAUCACCACUGAUGCCAGCUACGUGCUGCGGGGAAAUGCUCGUCUGCCAGUCAAAUGGAUGUCUCCUGAGAGCAUCUUCGACUGUGUCUACACCUUUGAGAGUGAUGUGUGGUCCUAUGGCAUCCUGCUCUGGGAAAUCUUCUCCCUGGGUAAUAGCCCGUACCCAGGGAUGCAGGUGGGCUCAGAAUUUUAUAGGAGGAUUCAAGACGGCCACAGGAUGACUCGGCCUGAAAUUGCUCCCGUUGAGUUGUAUGACAUGAUGCUGUCUUGUUGGAACCACGAUCCUCUGAAAAGGCCGUCCUUCAGGAAACUGGUGGAGAGGACUGAACUACUACUGUCCGAAAAUACCAAGAACGUGUACCUGACACUGAGUAACGCACCAGGUCGUUCAGAGCAGCAGAGGGCGGCAUCACGGAGGCUGAGCUCUGUCUGCAGCACCACAGCACCCACCCAGCCUUUACUGCAGAGCACGGCUGACGUCUUCCUGGACUACGUCUAA